UACCGGGGCGGUACCGGGUGCGAUGGCGCCGCCGGGCCCGGGCGCUCCGGGUGCGGUCGAGCCUGAGCCUGUCCUGCGUUCUGUCAACACGCGGGAGCUCUCUGAGGUCGUGUUCAACAACCACAGCCCCCGCUGCGUGCUGCCCGUCUGGCUGGAUUUCGAGGGCCGGCCGCGCCGCUACCCGGUGCUGCAGCCGCGCACGGGCCGCGUCAUGCGCAGCUACCGGGGGCACCUGUGGCUGUUCCGGGAUGCGGGGACCGAUGACGGGCUGCUCGUCAACCAGCAGGAGCUGUUCAUAGCGGCCCCCAAUGUGACCAAAGCUGACAUCACGCUGCCAGUGUUCACCCUGAAGGAGAGAUGUCUGCAGGUUGUGCGCAGUUUGGUCAGCCCGAUGGACUACAGGAAACUGGACAUUGUUCAGUCCUUGUAUGAAGAGCUGGAGGAUCAUCCUGAUAUUUGGAAGGAUCUUCAACGGCUUUCUCUGGAGAGGAAUGAAGUGCUGAGGAACCAAAUUCUGGAAUAACACCAUUACUCAUUUCAGACUCCUCAGUAGCAAACACUGACUUUGAGCAAUGAGAGUCACCAGGAAACACAGCAAGACCUGAUGCCUCCAUUUAAAGUCUUGGAACAUAAACUCUGUAACAUUGGUGGUAGUAAGUCAAGUCCCAAAGACUGAGCAGCACCUGGAGGCAUGCCAGGUUCUGAUGGUUCAGUUAAUUUCUUCAUUACAUGUAUUGUAAGCCAUAGGAAUAUAAGAUCGGGGAAGUUAUAUGGAAAAUAUUCAUACUCAGUAAUUUUCAUWGUAUUAGAAAGAAARUUACACCAAGGAUUCAUUUAGGCCAG
Molecule: messenger RNA, 843 nt
Organism: Malurus melanocephalus (red-backed fairy wren)
Lineage: Eukaryota; Metazoa; Chordata; Aves; Passeriformes; Maluridae
Gene: VHL
Product: von Hippel-Lindau tumor suppressor
Exons: 3
Coding region: 23-523 (166 amino acids)
Source: RefSeq, a predicted model, not a curated record